Messenger RNA from Mobula hypostoma (lesser devil ray), 4976 nucleotides. RefSeq names its product GATA zinc finger domain-containing protein 14-like. Bases 1 to 1509 code for a protein of 502 amino acids. The record is from RefSeq and is a predicted model, not a curated record. Lineage: Eukaryota; Metazoa; Chordata; Chondrichthyes; Myliobatiformes; Myliobatidae. The transcript has 4 exons.
AUGCGGUUCCAGCUGGCUCGGAGCUGGGGAAGGGCAGCGAUACACUCACAGGAGCGACAUCUGCAGGAGCCGAGCAGAGACCUCGGCGGUCAACUUCACCAACCAACACAGGGACAUCUUCACCAACCAACACAGGGGCAUUUUCACCAACAAAGGGACAACUUCACUAACGAACACAGGGACAACUUCACCAACCAACAAAGGGACAUCUUCACCAACCAACACAGGGACAACUUUACCAACCAACACACGGACAUCUUCAACAACCAACAAAGGGACAUCUUCACCAACCAACACAGGGACAUCUCCACCAACCAAAACAGGGACAUCUUCACCAAUCAACACGAGGACAUUUUCACCAACCAAUGCAGGGACAAAUUCACCAACCAAUACAGGGACAUCUUCAACAAUCAACACGAGGACAUUUUCACCAACCAACACUGGGACAUUAUCACCAACCAAUGCAGGGACAACUUCACCAACCAAUACAGGGACAACUUCACCAACCAAAACAGGGACAUCUUCAACAAUCAACACAAGGACAUCUUCAACAAUCAACAUAAGGACAUCUUCAACAACCAACACAGUGACAUCUUCAACAACCAACACAGUGACAUCUUCACCAACCAACACAGGGACAUUUUCACCAACACAGGGACAUCUUCAACAACCAAAACAGGGACAUCUUCAACAAGCAACACAAUGAUAUCUUCAACAACCAACACAGGGACAUCUUCUCCAACCAACACAGGGACAACUUCACCAAACAACACAGGGACAACUUCAACCAGCCAACAUAAAAACAUCUUUGCCAAGCAACAUCUAUACUGGGAUAUCCUUACCAACCAACACAGGGUCAUCUUCUCCAACCAACACAAGGACAACUUCACCAACCAACACAGGGACAUCUUCACCAACCAACACAAGGUCAACUACACCAACACAGGGACAUCUUCAACAACCAAAACAGGGACAUCUUCAACAAGCAACACAGGGACAUCUUCUCCAACCAACACAGGGACAUCUUCUCCAACCAACACAGGGACAACUUCACCAACCAACACAGGGACAACUUCACCAACCAACACUGGGACAUCUUCAACAACCAAAACAGGGACAUCUUCACCCAUCAACACAAGGACAUCUUCAACAAGCAACACAAUGACAUCUUCAACAACCAACACAGGGACAUCUUCACCAACCAACACAGACAACUUCACCCACAUAGGGACAUCUUCAUCCAACCAACACAGGAACAUCUUCACCAACCAACACAGGAACAACUUCACCAACCAACACAGGGACAUCUUCACAAACACAGGGACAUCUUCACCAACCAACACAGGGAUAACUUCAACCAGCCAACAUAAAAACAUCUUUGCCAAGCAACAUCAAUACUGGGAUAUCCUUACCAACCAACACAGGGGCAUCUCUCCAACCAACACAGGGACAACUUUACCAACCAACACGGACAUCUUCAACAACCAACACAGGGUCAAAUUAGGGUAAAUUCGGUGGCUGCAGGGUGGUGUGGCUUAAAGGGCGCUGUAUUUCAAUGAUAAAAAAUAAAACUUCAGAGGUCAAAUGAAAGAAUAUGUGCAGUUAAUGGUUAGACUCCUUAAUAAAACUUAAGUACAAAGGGAACUUCAGGUCCAAGUCCAUAGUUCACUGAUGGUGGCUGCACAAGUUCAUCAGGUGGGGACAAGUGUGUACGGCAUGCUUGCAUUGCUUGAGUCUCAGAGUAAAGAAGUCACGCUGCAGGUUUAUUAAGCUUUAAUCAGAUUGAACUUGGAGUAUUGUGUGCACUUCUGGUUAUCUCAUUACAGGAAGGAAAUGGAGAUUGUGGAAAGAGUGCAAAAAAUAAUUAGAGGAUGCUGCCUGUAUUAGAGGGCAUGAGUUCUAAGGAAAGGUUGUACAAACUUGGAUUAUUCUUCCUAGAACAUUGGAAGCUGACGGGAUACCUAAAAGAGGUUUUUAAAACUGGGAAACAGAUACUGUCAGAAUCUUUUCCUUUGAGUAGAAAUGGCAAAUACUCCAGGAAAUACUUUUUAGGUUAGAUCGCGAAGUUAAAGACAAUGUUAGGGACGAGUUUUAUUUUAAACACAGUGAAUGGCAGAUGCUUGGAAUGGGUUGCCUGGGGUAGUAGUGAAAGACCAAGUGAGCUAAUGGGCCACAUUUCACCAGCAGUCUAUGUACAUUCCUAUGAAGGGGAAGGAAAUUAAAGCCAUGACCCCUGAGAUGACCCAAGAGAUGGACACUAAAAGGCAGUAGAAAGAGCAUAUGCCAGGUGAUUAGAGAAAGCUCAGAGGAAGAGUGUGAAAGGAAACAAAGACAAAGCAUCAGAAGAGGCUGUAAACAAACAUACAAGGGAAUCCAAAGUUUCUCCUUGGACUCCCUUGUAUGGAAAGGGUUGCAGGAAGAGAGGUGGACAGUCAAAGGGCAGGAAGGAAAUUUGCUCAUGUUGGCAGGAAGCUGAGGUCCUUUACAACAGUCUUCCCAGCAGAAUUGUCAGCACAGUAAGCAGUAAUUAAAGUUCUGAAUGGGCUGAAAGCUGGAAGAGAAUAUACCAUAUACCUACAUUUAAGAUGGAUGAGUCACCCGAGCCAGCUCAGAUGCAUCCUUGAUUGUUAAGGGAGGGAAGAAAUAGCAGAUACUUUGGCUAUCAUCUUCAAACAUUUGUGGAUGCAUCCAUUAAUUGCAAAUAUUGUACCUCUGUUCAAAAAGAGAUGCAGGAAUAAAUCCAAUAAUUACAAACCAGUUCAGCCUCAGUAGUGGGAACAGUGUUUAGACAAUAAUCACACGCAGAAUAAGCAGGUAUUUGAACAAAACUGGGCCGUGUUUGAGGACUCAUCUGUGCAUUCGAAUGAAAACACCAUGCGCGUCACAGACUUUAUAGACAAGUGUGUCCCCACAAGAUCACUCACUCUUCCCCAACCAGAAGCACUGGAUGAACCAUGAAAGUCACAACCUGCUGAAGGCCAGAUCAGAAGCAUUCUUGUCUGACCAUGAAAAUUACAAGCAAUCCAGUCACGAUCUCUGGAAAGCAAUCUCAUGGGCAAAGUGGUAAUUCUGGACAAAACUUGAAUCAAAAGAGGAUGCUCAACAGUUGCGGCAAGGCUUGAAUACUAUCAUCUCUUAUUAGUAUAAAUCAAAUGACAACAGGGCUUCGCUUGCAGAAGCCUUCAAUGCUUGCUUUGACCAUCAAAACCUGGAGGAACCAUCACGAACUCCCGCAUCCCCUGAUGUGAUUUCAGUCGCUGAGGCUGACAUGUAAGCAGCCUUCAGGAGGGUGAACCCAUGAAAAGCAUCCAGCCCAGACAGGGUACCUGGCCAAGUACUAAAAAACCUAUGCUGAUUAACUGGCUGGAGUUUUCACUGAGACCUUUAACCUCGUGCUUCAGCAAUGUGAGACACCCACCUGCUUCAAAGAGGCUUCAAUUACACCGGUGCCCAAGAAGGUGGUAACCUGUCUCAAUGACCAUCAUCCAGUAGCACUUACAUCCAUAGUGAUGAAGUAUUAUGAGAGGUUGAUGACGAAACACAUCAACUCCUGCCUGAUAAGUGACUUGGAUCUGCUCCCAUUUGCUUACUGAAGCAGUAGGUGCAGAGCAGAUGCCAUCCCACUGGCUCGUCACACAACCCUGGAACAUCUGGACAGUAAAGAUGCCCUUUGACUACAGCUCAGCUUUCAAAACCAUCUCCUGAAAACUAAUCAAUAAGCUUCAAGACCUUAGCCUCAAUACCUCCCUACGCAAUUGGAUCCUCAAUUGCCUCAUUUGCAGCCCAUCAGUUCAGAUUGGCAGCAACACCUCCUCCACUCAUGACUGUGUGGACAGCUCCAAUGACAUAUUCAAGUUUGCUGAUGACAUCACUGUCGUAGGCCAAAUCAAAGAUGGUGACAAAUCAGCAUAUUGGAAGGAGACUGAAAACCUGGCUGAGUGGUGCCAUAACAACCUGUUAUUCAAUGUCAGCAACACCAAGGAGCUGAUUAUUGACUUGAGGAGGAGGAAACCAAAGAUCCACGAUCCUGCUAUCACUGGAGGAUUAGAAGUGGAAAGGAUCAGCAAAUUCAACUUCUUCAGUGUUCUGGGCACAAGUACAAUUACAAAGAAAGCUUGGCAGUGCUUCUACUUCCUUAUGAGUUUGCAAAGAUUUGGCAUGAGAUCUAACACUUUGACAAACUUCUACAGAUGUGCAGUGGAGAGUAUAUUAACUGGUUACAUCACAGCCUGGUAUGGAAGCACUGCUGCCCUUGAACGGAAAAUCCUACACAAAGUAGUGAAUACAGCCCAGUCCAUUACAAGUAUAGCCCUCCCCAUCACUAAGCAUAUCUUUACAAAGCAUUGUUGCAAGAAAGCAGUAUCCAUCAUCAGGCAGCCCCACCACCCAGACUAUGCUAUCUUCUUUCUGCUGCCAUCAGAAAUAAGGUACAGGAGCCUCAUGACUCACACAACCAGGUUCAGAUAUUACCCCUCAACCAUCAGGCUCUUGAACCAAUAUGGUUAUUAUCUAUUAUGGAUUUAUUGAGUAUGCCGUAAGAAAAUGAAUCUCAGAGUUGUAUAUGGUGACAAUAUAUGUAGUUUGAUAUUAAAUUUGAUCUUUGAUACAUGGCAAAAAGGAAUAGUCCACAUUCUGGGCCAAAUCAUUAACCCAUACAAGAUGCUGCCUGACUAGCACACUCCUCCAGUAGCUUGCUUUUUGGCUUCAGGUUUCAGCAUCUGCAGUCUCUUGUGACUCCAGGCUGAUCGGGCAAUCUGACAUGUGGUUAUCUCCAAGAGCGUUCCCAAGUCUGCAACCAAACCGUGCGGCACAGAGGCCAGGAAGCCAGAAGGGGUGUGGGCCAUGAUUGACUCCAUCUCUCACCGACCUCACUGAUUAAAGCACCGAGGUAGAUUGACAUCACCAAGGUGAACACAAAAUACUUGAGAAAAGACUUUGAAAAGCCAACACAAUGAGCACAAGUGGGUUCCCUCUAU